AUGAGUCUCUCUGCUCUCCAUAGAAGCUCUCUCACUUUGGGAAUGACUGUUGCCCGUUCCUUUUCAUCUACGUUCAAUAUUAUCGUUGAGCGUACCAAGCAUCCCAAGCCUAAGGUUGCUAAUGAAAAACUGGGUUUUGGAAAAUACAUGUCUGACCAUAUGAUGGAGACACGCAACCCUGGAACUGGUUGGGAGACUCCUCGCAUCGUUCCUUACCAUGAUAUUGUUUUGGAUCCUGCUGCUUCCGUUUUCCAUUAUGGAACUGCUUGUUUUGAAGGAAUGAAGGCCUAUCGUGAUAAUGAGGGUCACAUUCGUAUGUUCCGUCCUCGUGAGAACGUCCUUCGAAUGAACUCUUCUAUUGCCAGACUCUGCCUUCCCACCAUUGAUCCAGAUCUUCAUCUGGAGGCUAUCAAGGAGCUGGUCCGUGUUGACAAGGACUGGAUUCCUCAGGGAAAGGGUUACUCUCUUUACCUCCGUCCGACUUGCAUUGCCACGGAUGCCUUCUUAGGCGUUCAUCCAUCCAAGGGAUGCAUGUUGUACACUAUCUGCUCUCCUUCUGGUCCUUACUAUGCCACCGGCUUCAAGCCGAUCAAGCUGGUCGCAGAUGAGAAUCAUGUGCGUGCCUGGCCGGGUGGUCACGGAGCCUACAAGCUGGGAGCCAACUAUGGACCUACUAUUUUGCCUGCUCACGAGUGGGAAAAGAAGGGCUACAGCCAGAUCUUGGGAGUGGGCCCGAACGGAAUCAUCAUGGAGGGAGGUGCGAUGAACAUCUUCUUCUUCUGGAUUAAUGAGCAGGGCGAGAAGGAGCUGAUUACUUGCCCGCUGAACGGACUGAUUCUUCCUGGAAUCACCCGCAAGUCGAUCAUUGAAUUGACUCGCUCGUGGAACGAGUUCAAGGUGUCCGAGCGCGAGUUCACCAUCCACGACGUGGCGAGAGCUGCGGAGGAGCACCGCUUGCUGGAGUGCUUCACCUCGGGAACUGCGGCUGUCUGCGGAUCGAUCAACGGAAUUCUGUACAACGGAAAGACGAUCGAUAUUCCGCUCGAUCCCAACGAUGCCUCGAAGCCCGCUGGUCCGAUCACUCAGCGUGUGUACGAUGAACUUACUGGAAUUCAGCUGGGUACUCGUCCCAACCCGUUCCCUGAAGAUCCUUGGAGCAUUAUUAUCGAAUAAACUAGGUUAUAUUCACGGUUUUUU
Blastocystis hominis is the source of this 1197-nucleotide messenger RNA. RefSeq names its product Branched-chain amino acid aminotransferase. Gene Ontology annotation, molecular function: branched-chain-amino-acid:2-oxoglutarate transaminase activity. NCBI's taxonomy places the organism in Eukaryota, Bigyra, Opalinata, Blastocystidae. The record is from RefSeq and is a predicted model, not a curated record. The transcript is spliced from 5 exons. Bases 1 to 1173 code for a protein of 390 amino acids. Gene Ontology annotation, biological process: branched-chain amino acid metabolic process.